Molecule: messenger RNA, 1639 nt
Organism: Scheffersomyces coipomensis
Lineage: Eukaryota; Fungi; Ascomycota; Pichiomycetes; Serinales; Debaryomycetaceae
Product: U1 snRNP complex subunit
Exons: 2
Coding region: 175-1485 (436 amino acids)
Biological process (GO): mRNA splicing, via spliceosome
Cellular component (GO): U2-type prespliceosome; precatalytic spliceosome; U1 snRNP
Molecular function (GO): U1 snRNA binding; mRNA binding
Source: RefSeq, a predicted model, not a curated record
UGGGGAUUUUAAGAUCGAGGCAUGGAUGUUUUGAUUUCUUACUUGUAGCAGACAGAAAAAAAAAUUCAAAAUACACAUCUGAAUGAAAUAUAUGAUAGAGAUUAAUUAUAGAUCAUCAAAUAAUCAUAAAUCUAACAACUAAUGAUAUAACAAAUUACUCGAUUGUAACUUAUAAUGGCUGAUAAUACUGAAAAAUAUCCAUUAUCGAUACAGAAGCUAUUUGCUACUAAACCUCCAUUAUUAUAUAUUCCACUUGAAGAUUAUUCACCAGAGAAACGAAGCACGCAUACCAUCACAUCAGUCUCAUCAUGGAAAUCAACUAUUGAUAAAUAUUUAAACGAAGAAUUACCCCAGAUUGAAACUAAUAGUAAUCUCAAACAACAGCAUCUUGAAUCAACUCAAAAAUCAACCAAUAAAGCCAAUAAUAAACUAAGUAAAGAGAAAGCUGUCAAAAAGCGGAAAUUGUUACAAGAUAGUUUCCAUCGUCAAUUACGAGAAUGGGAAGAUCCUUCAUUAUCCCUUAAUAAUCAACAACAUAUGAUGAAAGAUCCAUAUUGUACUAUAUUCAUAUCAAGAAUCGAUUAUAAGUUAACAGAAGAAGAUUUGAAAAGUUCAUUUAAUAAAUAUGGACCUGUUGAAUCAAUCAAAAUUGUCAGAGAUAUCAAAAGUAAAAAAUCAAGAGGCUAUGGAUUUGUGGUAUAUGAACGAGAUAGUGAUGCUUUGAAAUGUAUUGAAGACUUAUCUAAAUCAGGAUUAAAAUUAGACUCGGCCAAUAGACCUAUUUUAGUCGAUAUUGAAAGAGGAAGAUUGGUAAGGUUCUGGAAACCAACCAGAUUAGGUGGUGGUUUAGGAGGUAGAAAUUAUACUAAACCUACUACCGCUAAUAGAUUAUAUCCCAAUGCUUCAGCUGCUGCUAGUGGUAGAAGACUUCAUAUUCAAAAUAAUGAUUCUAAUUAUAGACCUAGCAAUGGUGGUGGUUCAAGUUAUACUUCGAGUCACUCUACCUCUGGGAAUUAUCCUCCACCUCGUACUUCUGAUAUUCCUGCUUCAAUUUCACAUUCAAACUCUUAUGUUCCAAGAAAUUCAACCACUACAUCGAAUUCAUAUGUUCCAAAUGCUGUAAAUACUCCUCAUGCAUAUGCACCAACUCCAGCAUCAUCCAAAUAUGGAUCUACAUCUGCGGCAACUUCUGGUUCUAGCUACACACCCAUCAGUAGAUCUAAUUUCAAUGCCCCUUCUUCUGUGUCUCAUAGAGCUCCACCUACAACCAGUUCUACUGCUACUAGUGCCGCAUCUAAAUAUGGUAAUUAUGUCAGUUUACCAAAGAAGAGUGAACCACCAGCUGAAGAACAGAAAACUGUCAAGGAUAAGUAUGCCAAAUACGCCAAAUAUGCAUCUGCUUCUUCAUCAACAACAACAACUAGAGGUUCAGAUUCCUCGGCUGCUAAGUCUUCUGAUACUAGAUCUAUUAGAAGUAUAAGAUGAUAAUGAAAUUCUAAUAACCUAUACUGUAUUAUAUACUAAAUAAAGAAGAAGGUUGGCUUACCUAUCAUUUAGCUAUUCAUAAUAUAAAACCCCUUUGCAUCACCAUUCAAUUGAUUAAUAUUGUAGUAUUUACUGUAACUGUGCAAUACAAAUA